UUUCACUAUUUUUGAUUCGGCUUUUUUAGUUUUUUCUAGUUGAUCGAUUAUAUUUAAACUGAAAAUUUGGGAACUCUAAGAACUUUUUAUUCUAUUUCUUGUGCAAGUUGAUCUAAAAUUUUGCGAUGGUGUUGUGCAUUGGUAACAAAUCUAUUUUAACUAUUACUAAUGAUCCUCAUAUUGUCAAACGAUAUUAUUUUAGUGAACAAAUAGAGACGAUUGUUCUUAAAUUACCACCAAUAAUUUAUACAAAAACAGCUGGUGAUACCGGAGAAAUUGUUGAUAAUGAUGGUGAAGAUUCUUCAAAAUCUCCUAAUCAGAUGAACCAGGAAAAGAGACAUUUUGUUUUUGGUCAAUUAUCUCAAUCGGAAAAAUAUUUGGCCAUCUGUGAUAAUUUUAAAAAUUUAAUAGUUUAUUGUACUAAGGAAUGGAAAGUUUUGGCUUCUUUUGUCAUCGAAAGAAAAUGUGAUCACGUUAUUUUCAAUGAGAAAGAGGGUAAGUUGAUUGUUUCUAAUCGAUCUGGCUGGAUUUAUGGUUAUCAGCUGGUAGCAAGUGAACUAAAGGACGAUGAAAACGGCGAGACAUUUCUGCUGGGCCACAAUGCAAUAAUAUUAGAUCUCAAAUUAAGUCUGGAUUCAAGGUACUUGGCUUCUUGCGAUCGAGAUGAGAAAAUAAGGAUAUCAAAUUAUCCUAAUUGUUAUAACAUUGAGUCAUAUUGUUUGGGCCACACUCAAUUUGUUUCCUGUCUUGCAUUUAUUAACGAGCAACUGCUGAUAUCGGGAAGUGGUGACGGUACACUUCGUGUAUGGCAAUUCACUCAGGGUAAAGAAUUGAGUGCUUAUAGUUUCGCAAAUGAUAUUAGUGCAAAAGAUGAAAAAGUGGCUCCUUUGGCUAUUCACUCAUCUUCAAUUAACGACCAAAUCAUCGUCACUGUGACCUUUUACAAUUCCUCCAUUUUUGUGACUUACAAGUUUGAUACCAAAUCAAAUUGUCUGGAAAAAAUAACUUCCACUGACGUUAAACAUAACAUUCUUUACUCUUAUACUUUCAAUAACCAACUCGUGUGUUUUAUUGACGACAAGAAUAAUUUUGUUUCAUGUCAGGAGUUUAAAAUAGUCAAUGAAAAAUUAGAAAUAUUGAAAAUCGACUUUAAGAUAAUGGAGACUUUGGCAAUGGAUGAUCAAUUGGUGGAAACUUUUCUCAAUGAAAAACGAACAGCUAAUAAAAUCGAAUGGCUUUACAAAAGCUCCCAUGACCAUCAUAAUGAAUAUUUUGAAAGAAAGAAAGAAAGACAAGAAACCAAGAUGGUCAAGAAGAUCAAAUCAUCUUAAAACAUGGACUUAAUAAAUUCUAAGUCUGAACGUUACUCGUACGUGAUUAAGGAAUCAAAACACAAAAAUACCACCGACUGAAAGAUUUUGGUUAAUCUUUAGUUUUCUCUUUGAUCGAACAAGUUUCUUCAUUUUUAUUUGAAUUUUUCCUUGUAAUCUAACUCAUCAAUCCAUCAUCUUAAUAAACUUGUUUAAAAGUACCAGAUGUUUUUGCAUCCUACGAAUUUUGUCAUUUCCUGGAACCACCAACUUUUUCAUGUUAUUAAUAGUUGAUGUUUGUUACAAGUUGAUAACUAAUGCUGUCAAAAAGAUAUGAGUGUUUAAGAACCAUUCAGAUAAUCAAGUUUGGUUUUGAGAAAACUCAUGUAUCUUUUAUAUUAUAAAUUGUUCUUUAAUCAUGAUGAUCUUUUUGUCGAAACUUGAAUCUUGAAAUAUCAAUAAGAGUAAACAAACGAACAAUAUCCUACAUCUUUGUUUUUUAUCGUUUCUUCAAUAACAAACGUUUAGUACGAUUAUGUGAUUUUGUUAACGCUCUAUUAUUGUAAUUUUGCUCGAAAUAUUGAGUUAAAUAGUAUUAUUGAAGCAUUAAAUGAAUGUCACAACCAAAACAAUCAGAUAAUCUUGCAAUGUUUAAUCAUUAUCCUUAAUCUGGAAAAUUGUUAGACUUCAAAAAAGUAUCAACACAUUAAUCGGUUUCGUAUGAGCGGUUAUGAACGUGAAAAGGGUUUUUUGUUUUUUGAUUAACUUGUUUCAAAUUAACAAAAAAAGGAAAGGUUAGUUGAAGAAAAACCAUAUCUUUUUUCUUCUUUCAUUUGAUGUAAUUUAAUGUGCUGCAGUUGAUCAAAGCUUGAUUAGUGUCAGUGUACAACAAGUAACAAAAGUGACAACUUAAUGUGAACAAUCUGUUUACUUUGGAUAAAUUAUUACUUAUAAGUUGACCUUGGAUUCACCAAAAUCUUUGAACAUAAUUCUGAACAAUUUACUUUCAACAGUUAACCGACUAAAUGGCAAAUCCAACAGAAUCUCAUCAACCCUCA
Tetranychus urticae (two-spotted spider mite) is the source of this 2368-nucleotide messenger RNA. It is a transcript of the gene wuho, whose product is annotated as tRNA (guanine-N(7)-)-methyltransferase non-catalytic subunit wuho. Gene Ontology annotation, cellular component: cytosol; tRNA methyltransferase complex; nucleus. Gene Ontology annotation, molecular function: protein binding. NCBI's taxonomy places the organism in Eukaryota, Metazoa, Arthropoda, Arachnida, Trombidiformes, Tetranychidae. The record is from RefSeq and is a predicted model, not a curated record. Gene Ontology annotation, biological process: RNA (guanine-N7)-methylation; tRNA modification.